Messenger RNA from Penicillium verhagenii, 726 nucleotides. Its product is annotated as orotate phosphoribosyltransferase. Lineage: Eukaryota; Fungi; Ascomycota; Eurotiomycetes; Eurotiales; Aspergillaceae. The transcript has a single exon. The record is from RefSeq and is a predicted model, not a curated record. Bases 1 to 726 code for a protein of 241 amino acids. Gene Ontology annotation, cellular component: cytoplasm. Gene Ontology annotation, molecular function: orotate phosphoribosyltransferase activity. Gene Ontology annotation, biological process: 'de novo' pyrimidine nucleobase biosynthetic process; pyrimidine ribonucleoside biosynthetic process; pyrimidine nucleotide biosynthetic process.
AUGUCCGCCUCUCAAGACUACAAGAGCACCCUGCUCCCUCUGUUGAUUAACAACAACGUCCUCUCGUUCGGAACCUACGUCCUCAAGUCCGGUCGCGAAUCUCCUUACUUUUUCACCUCCUCCCUUAUGCACACUGCUCCCUUGCUGCGCGCCUCCUCUGCUGCCUACGCCAGUGUCCUGUCCUCCGAGCCGUUCGUGUCCAUCGCAGCUGACGGCACUCCCAAGCCCAAUUUCGACAUUAUCUUCGGCCCCGCAUACAAGGGCAUUCCGAUCUGUGCCGCCGUCACUAAUGAGUUGGCCGUGCAAGAUGCCAUCGCUGCCGAGCCCAAGGGAACCUGGGACAACGUCAGCUACUCAUUCAACCGCAAGGAGGCCAAGUCCCACGGUGAGGGAGGUAACAUUGUCGGUGCUUCUCUGAAGGGCAAGCGCAUCGUCAUCGUUGACGAUGUCAUUACCGCUGGUACUGCUCUCCGCGAGGCUGUUGGCAUCAUUGAGAAGGAAGGAGGUAUCGUGGCUGGUGUGGUUGUCCUCCUUGACCGCGAGGAGCGUGUCAGCGAUACCGAGUCCAAGAGCGCCAUUGGCGUUGCCCAGCGCGACCUCGGUGGCAACAUCCCCAUCCGCGCUGUCAUUGGACUCCACGAUAUCAUUGAGCAACUGAGCGAUAAGAUUGGUGCUUCCGACAUUGAGCGCCUGAAGGAGUACCGUGCCCGCUACGGCGCUGAGUAA